AUGGCUUCCAUUUUGUUAUUUUAAUGUAUAUUAUCUUACAUUGUGGACUUCGGGAGUGACUACGCUAUUUCCCACCACGAAGAGGGACCGCAGUGGCCAAGCGUCUGACAUUCGGCUACCACUAGCCCUCCACCAAUGGGUCGCGGGUUCGAGGCAUACAUGGGGCAGUAGCCAGGCAUACGUACUGGCCGCAGAAUGACGACAUUUCUUAAGGUGCUGAAAGGGACAUUAUUCCUAGUAUCACUUAUCGCUACAGGCAUGUGUGUCUGGAAUGUGUAUCGUCUAAAUAUGAGCAGAAAUCGUUACCUCUAUCUAGAACACUGGAAAUCAAAAGAAAAUAUGACCAACGCUAAAUAUAUAAGAGCGGAUACAGGAAUACAAACUGAAAGCAAACCUGGCAUCUUACGUCAAGUCGAUUCGUUGAAAACAUUGCUGCGGACAAAUAUAUCAGCACAACCUACCAAAGCUCCAUGGUCAAACUUCUCGUUUCCUCUAGAUGUCGAUAUGAUUCAGCUAGUGCAAAAGCUGAGGUCAAAUAUACCUGUGGAGCACAAACCUGUAUUCGUAUACGGAUACACCUUUACUCAUUACAAAGUAGAUAGAUGCGUUGAUGGAUCGCCAUUUUUUAUAUUUCUCAUCAAAUCCGCUGUUACAAAUGUGGAAAGCCGGGCGGCGAUCAGAAAGACGUGGGCAAACUCGGCUUUGAUAGAAAAGUAUAACAGCGUGAGAAUGUUUCUGGUCGGGACCCCAGAUAAGCGAACGGUACUGUCGGCUGUAGAGGAGGAAAACAACAUCCAUAAAGAUAUCCUCAUAAUGUCAUUUCGUGAAAAUUACUAUAACAACACAUUAAAGACAAUAGGAGCGAUUCAUUGGACCGUACAGCACUGUAACCGCUCCAAGUUUGUAAUUUUUGUCGAUGAUGACAUGCUGGUAUCUACAACACGGUUGGUUGAGUUUUUGGAAACCAAUGUGACUUUGCCAACUUUUUUCGGGGGUCAUGUAGCAAAAGAUAAUAUUCCCUUCAGAAAUGAAACGUCCAAGUGGUAUGUGUCCCUGAAGGACUACCCCUAUAGUGUGUAUCCCCCAAUGGCGUCUGCUGGAUUCAUGGUCAUGACGAUAAAUUUCGUCAUUGACAUCCACUUCGCUUCUCAGUACACGAAGGAGUUUAAUUUUGACGACUGCUAUCUUGGGAUGGUAGCGUAUAAACUUCACGUUAAACCUGUCUAUAUUCGUUCGGUGUUUGUUGAACCUAUGAAUAUUACAAGAAACACGCAUUUGAUAGCUGCACAUGGCUUUCCUCCUUCUAAGAUGAUCAGUUCAUGGUCUGAAUUGCAAAAACAGUUUACCCUCACCAAUCGAUAGUAACUUGUUUCAUAUCAAAUAACAUAAAGACUAGACUUGCUGUUUACCCGAUGAAGUUUAGUUUGCCAAUCAAGACAAUAAUGCUACGUGAAAAGAUUACUAAGCGGAUAUUUAUUUAUACAUAAUAAAGAUUAAACAUAAACAUUCACGGAGGAUCCCGAAAAUCAGUUAAAAUACAAUUAAAGGGCAGGUAUGUAGGAGUAUAUUUCGGCCUUAGACCUCAAAAUUAUUCCGGGCUGGGUGGUAUUUUCCCAUUGUAGGCAUGUUUGGGUAGAAUUAUCUCGGUGUUAAUUUGGGAUGGUUAUUUUCCCGUUGUAGGCAUGUUGAAAUAUAUUAUCGGGGUGGGUUUAAACUUAUUCCCCGGGGUGGGAUACCGGGUGGACAUUUUUGAGAGGACAUUAUGUUACACGGUAUACUGUUUUUGUAUGGACCGGUCGAGUGAUUUACGGCUGUAGCAUUGUGUAUAUCUAUUCAUCAUGUUUAAUUUACUUCACUGUUUCGUUUGGUACAUAAUAAAUUGUAGAACUUUA
Messenger RNA from Mizuhopecten yessoensis (Yesso scallop), 1892 nucleotides. RefSeq names its product beta-1,3-galactosyltransferase 5-like. The record is from RefSeq and is a predicted model, not a curated record. Gene Ontology annotation, molecular function: hexosyltransferase activity; UDP-glycosyltransferase activity. NCBI's taxonomy places the organism in Eukaryota, Metazoa, Mollusca, Bivalvia, Pectinida, Pectinidae. The coding region runs from base 196 to 1362 and encodes 388 amino acids. The transcript has 2 exons. Gene Ontology annotation, cellular component: membrane.